Messenger RNA from Eruca vesicaria subsp. sativa (arugula), 955 nucleotides. The record is from the annotation of a GenBank genome assembly. Lineage: Eukaryota; Viridiplantae; Streptophyta; Magnoliopsida; Brassicales; Brassicaceae.
UUUUAUUUGAAGAAGCGCGGCAGAGUCUGGCGCCAAUAACCGCACCCGCCAAGAUCUAUCCACUACUCCCAUAUAAAACACAUCUCUAACCUCCCAAUCUCCAUCACACAUCCUCCUCCGCCUCUAUCUCUCUCUACUCGAUUUCUCCUUCCCAAAACUUACACAAUGAUGUCCCCCGUGAAAAAAACCUCUGCCAUAAGACCCGUGGAGUUCUACGGAAACGCCCUUCCCCGUCCUCGUUUCUUCGACAACCCAAAGUUCAACUCUCACCGCGUAGAUCCUCCCCUCUCCGUCCUCGAUCCUCUCCUCUCAUGGGCCAGAGAGGCCCACUGGUCCAUGGGCGGUCUCAACUUCACCCGCCUCCGUCUCCAGGGACGGAUCGAAGGAAACGUCGACAAGCUCCGUGCUCAACUCGAGAAUUCCACUCCGGUGAAAAUAGAAUCUGGAGAUUCCGACAGGAAGAAGAGAAGAUCUGAGCACGAUUUCGAUUCUCCUCCCGCGGCUCCUGUUGCUGUGAAACGGAGAAGGUACAUAGAUCUGAACGAUGAUGUUGACGAUGAGGAGGAGGGGAUAGGAUCGGAGGAUGAAGGUGUGGCUAGGAUCAGAAGAAAGCUCUCUGAUGAUUUUGAUAGAGUGGCUGGAGAAAGUAAGAUCAAUGUUGUUGUUAAAGCUAAUAAGAAAUCGAUUGAAUUGGGAUCUGAUGGGAAGAGACUUAAGGAGAAGAAGAAGACAAGUUCAACGAGAACAUCUCCAAGAUUGGUCAAGCUUAGAUCAUCUAGUUAGUUAAUUUUUUUUUUUUCAAUUUACAUUUAUCUCUGUAGUGUUUAGAUUGAAGGGUAUAGUUCAUGGUUGGAACUUAGUUUUUGGAUUUCCUUUGUGCUUAUAAAUAUGAAUCCCCUUUGUACCCUUUAUGAACUAAUCAAAUUAGAAUCAUAUCCUAUGUGUACAUUUCUAA